Molecule: messenger RNA, 930 nt
Organism: Emiliania huxleyi CCMP1516
Lineage: Eukaryota; Haptophyta; Isochrysidales; Noelaerhabdaceae
Exons: 4
Coding region: 1-930 (309 amino acids)
Source: RefSeq, a predicted model, not a curated record
AUGCGCCUCCUGCUGCACGCCGCUCUGGCCUCAGCAAAAGUUGAGACGCUCCACCCACCAGGCCAAGCCGCCGCCUUUUUCGAAGCGCCCGCCGGCCCCGAGCCGUCUGUCGAGAAACUGUCGCCAAGCAGCCUCGCGAAAGCCCGAGGGUCACUCGUGCAGCUCCGGCACCGCGGCGUCGUAUUCGGGCUAUUUCUACCGACCGCGCAGCGCGAAGGCGAAGCCUCGCCCGUCCUCGUGUUUCUGCACGGCCGCGGGGAGAGCGGCGGCUUUGCCGUCGCCAACGCACAGUCGCUCCCGUGGCUGCUGUCGAGAGGCCACAACGCGUCCUUCACCGCGUCCUUCCCCUUCAUCGUCGUCGCGCCGCAGUGCCCACAGGAGUGCGCGAGCGAGAAUGGAUGGCGGUCCGACGUGCUCCGCGGCGUGGCUGAGCUCGUGACCACGGACCUGCGUGGGGACCCAACGCGCGUCUACCUGACCGGCCAGUCGAUGGGCGGGCACGGCGCGUGGACGUUUGCAGCGCAGCAGCCGCGCUUCUUUGCCGCGGUCGCCGUCGUGUGCGGCUACGCACAAGGGAGCGAGCAGGAGGAGGAGAUCGCGAGGCGCCUCGCGCGCGGCCACUCCUCCACGGCGGUGUGCGUCUACCACUCGGUGCCUGCGCCGCGGCAGUGGCUCGCCGCCGCGGACGGCAUGGUCAAGGCCUUGGCCGCCGCCGCCGCGCAAGGCAGCGAGGUGCGGUACGUGCGCUACCAGCAUGCGCCGGGUCCUCCCAUCUCCGAGUACAGCGCGCUCGUCGGCCACGGCUCGUACGAGAUUGCGUAUCGCGACGCCGCGCUGUACGAGUGGCUGCUGCGGCACCAGUGCGACAAGUGCGGCCGGCCGCUCGCCCGCUGGCACGAGCUGCCCCCGCCGCCGUUCACGUUUGGCUGA